Molecule: messenger RNA, 1684 nt
Organism: Cannabis sativa
Lineage: Eukaryota; Viridiplantae; Streptophyta; Magnoliopsida; Rosales; Cannabaceae
Product: transcription factor RAX2
Exons: 3
Coding region: 249-1232 (327 amino acids)
Source: RefSeq, a predicted model, not a curated record
UAAAAAUGAUGAUUGAAAUUAAGAGUCUGUCCUUUGACUUAUGCCUUCUCUCUCUCUCUAUAUAUCACCAUAAAUACAAGCUCUUCAGAAUUAUAUCAUCUCUCUCUCUCUUGUAUUACUCUCCAAAACCCAACUCUUGUUUAUUAAACCAAAAAAGAAAAAGUUACUAAGAAGUUCUUAUUCAUCAUCUUCUUCUUAUUAUUAGCUUGGAAAAUUAAACUUCAAAAUAAAAAGAAAAAAACAGAAAUAUGGGAAGAGCUCCUUGUUGUGACAAGGCUAAUGUGAAGAAAGGUCCAUGGUCACCUGAGGAAGAUGCUAAGCUUAAAGAGUACAUAGACAAGUAUGGAACUGGUGGCAAUUGGAUUGCUCUCCCACAGAAAGUUGGCCUGAGAAGAUGUGGGAAGAGUUGCAGACUGAGAUGGCUUAACUAUCUUAGACCCAACAUUAAACAUGGAGAAUUCUCUGAAGAGGAAGAUAAUAUUAUCAUUAACCUCUUUGCCAACAUUGGAAGCAGAUGGUCAAUUAUAGCAGCUCAGUUGCCAGGCAGAACUGACAAUGAUAUAAAGAACUACUGGAACACCAAGCUGAAGAAGAAGCUGAUGAGCAUAAUUAAUCCAACAACACAAGGACUACUACUGAGAAAGCCUCCUCAUCAUCAUCAACCUUCCACUAUCUCAUCUCUUCUUCAACAUUCAUCAUCAACAUCUACAUCCUCAUCUUCAUCAUCACCAUCAUCACUAAUCUGUACUAGCCAAACAGGGUCUUUCACUGGAUUUGAACAGCCCAUAUCAUCAUUCUCACCAACUACUACUAUUCUUAACCAAGAGAGUUACCUUACUCAAAUGCCACCACAUUACCAAGUCAACAGAGAAAGUUUUCAGCAACUCAUGUUUAGUAAUGGUGGUGGUGAAGCCAGUUGCAGCUCUUCAGAUGGAAGCAACAGUUUUUACUAUAAUAAUAAUAAUAAUGGGGUAAAACAAGAGAACCAGGAAGUAGUGAUGAUGAUGUCAAAUGAGGAUAGCAACAACAACACCACCAUUAAUAAUGUUAAUGUUAAUGGAAGUGGUUUGUGGGGUUCUUCUUCAGAGCAGGCUCCAUUAGAGUACUUUGGUCUUGAAGAGAUUAAGCAGUUGAUUAGUACUAGUAGUAAUAAUAAUAAUACCAUUAGUUGCAGCAAUUUUUUGUUUGAUGAAAGCAAGACAGCGGAGGAAAGGGUCUUGUACUACUUCUGAUGCUGACUGUGGGUAAAAUCAAUCAAAAAGAUUUGGAGAAGAGUGGCAAAGGAAGAGGGGUAUGGUUAAAAGAUACUACUAGACUUGGACUUGGGUUUCUUUUUGGGUGGGGGAGGUGGUAGGGGUAGUAGGCUUGGACAUCAUAUACAUAAUUCUGAUGAGUAAACGCUUUUGUUAUUUUAAAUUUUUUGUUUGGACUGUACAUGGUAAAAUGUUUCCUCUCUGUUGCAUUUCUUUUUGGGAAAUGAUGUUGUUUUGAGUACAGUUAACUGCCCCCUUACUCACUCAGACAUAAAUUUCAUGAUAGUCAGAAUAUAUCUCAUCAUCUUUUUCUAUUUUAGAUCAUUUUACAUUUUAUAAGAACUAUGGCUUGGAAUUUAAAACCAAGUAUAUGCACAAUUAUCAAUGUGUUAUUUUUUUCUCCAAUUAGUAAUAUUUUCUUCUAUUACUAU